AUGGAUGGGAACAGCAGCUGCAUGGACGAGCUCAGCUCAACAAGCGACUCCGUUUCCGUUCCGCAGCCGUCGAAAUCCACGCAGCCGCCGCCACCGCAGAGCCUCUGCCGUCUUGGCAGCGGCGCGAGCGGAAUAGUGGACCCCGAAGGCGGCGUCGAAGCCGAGUCAAGGAAGCUGCCAUCAUCCAAGUACAAGGGCGUCGUCCCUCAGCCGAACGGCCGCUGGGGCGCGCAAAUCUACGAGAAGCAUCAGAGGGUGUGGCUCGGCACCUUCAACGAGGAGGAUGAGGCCGCGAUGGCCUACGACGUGGCGGCCCAGCGCUUCCGCGGCCGAGAUGCCGCCACCAACUUCAAGCCGACGCCCGAGACUGAAGACUACGAUCUCGAAGCCGCUUUCCUGAACUCCCAUUCCAAGGCGGAGAUCGUGGACAUGUUGCGGAAGCACACAUACCGGGAUGAACUCGAGCAGAGCAAGAGGAAGUGCUUGAACUCAAACGGCAGCGGCAAAAGGGCAGGAAUGACGGGAGCCCUCGGAGAUCUGUCCUCACCGGGAGGGGCUGCGAUGGUCCGUCAGCUCCUUUUUGAGAAGGCGGUCACGCCGAGUGAUGUAGGGAAGCUGAACCGGCUCGUGAUACCGAAGCAACACGCGGAGAAGCACUUCCCCCUGCGCAACAACACGAGCUCUGUAACGUUGAAGGGCGUUUUGCUGAAUUUCGAAGACAGUGGAGGCAAAGUGUGGAGAUUCAGGUACUCGUAUUGGAACAGCAGCCAGAGCUACGUGCUGACACGGGGUUGGAGCCGGUUCGUGAAGGAGAAGAGCUUGAGGGCUGGAGACAUCGUGAGCUUCCACCAGUCGGCCGGGCCAGAGAAGCAGCUUCAUAUAGGGUACAGGCGGAGGAGCGGGCUGGGCUGGUCCCCACCCGUCCCCCCGGUCCAGAUGGUAAGGUUAUUCGGGGUCGACAUCUUCAAAGUAUCGGCGGCCGCUGGCGGCGGCGACGACAGUAACGGUUGGAGUGGGAAGCGAGUGAGGGAGGUGGAGUUGUUGUCAUUGGGGUGCAACAAGAAGCAGAUGGUGAUCGGAGCCUUGUGACAGCUCGAGUCUGUUUAUUUUUUUUGGGUUCAUUCUGUAAUUUUGCAGUCUUAUGGGUUUGAUUUGGAAGAAGGACGACAGGGGAGUUGGGACUUGGGGGGUGGUGAACAGAGAAAGUGGGUGGUGGUGUAAUUGCAAGUUGCGAAGGAUGGAAUUUGUAGAGACUUACAAAGACAGAUGCUGACCUGAGGAAAAGCUGAAAUUAGGUGCAGGAAAGGAAGGAAAACAAAAGGAGGUUGAUAGAAUAAUUGUAAUAAAGAGAAAGGUAUAGAAAAAUAAAUAGAAAACUGUCAAUUUGCUUCUGGGCGACGAGAGCUCUUUUGAACUGUUUCUUUAUAUCAUGUUCUGCACUCUAGCACAAGAACCCUAGCUUUUGUUGUUUUCGCUCUGUGGGGUCACGUUGCUUCCCUGAAAUAUCCAUGUUUUCUUCGUUUGACAUGCCAUACAUGCUUCUGCUUC
Syzygium oleosum is the source of this 1548-nucleotide messenger RNA. Its product is annotated as AP2/ERF and B3 domain-containing transcription repressor RAV2-like. Gene Ontology annotation, biological process: regulation of DNA-templated transcription. The transcript has a single exon. The record is from RefSeq and is a predicted model, not a curated record. Lineage: Eukaryota; Viridiplantae; Streptophyta; Magnoliopsida; Myrtales; Myrtaceae. The coding region runs from base 1 to 1089 and encodes 362 amino acids. Gene Ontology annotation, molecular function: DNA-binding transcription factor activity; DNA binding.